AUGAACCAAAUAUUUCCAAAUUGUUUGACUCGCACGUCGGUGGGGGAGUAUGUCCUAACUGUUCCGACACAGAUGGAAGGUGUUUCUGCAAUCCCUUUCUCGAUCAUCCCAACAUCGAAGAACAUCCCGCGGAUGUAUGUGAACAAAAACCAAACGACUAUUAAAUACCUUCCACCUACAGUCAUUCAUAUCACUUUCGAUUUCAACAUCCCAAACUUCCAAAUCACGUCGUUGUGGCUGACCGUGUCCGAGUUGAUCAAAAUCAAAAACACCGUCGAAGAGGCUUUGUCCGUCUUCGACGGACGGGGGCUCUUCGUCUUACUCUACGAGACCAUCGAUCAGUCCCGACCAGAAACCCUUGAUAUCAGACUCUUCCCCAAAGCACCUCUGACACGAGAAGACAGGCAGCAGAAACUUUUGCAGUACAACUUCGAUGUGACGCAAAAAGUAUUUUACUCUCAAGACUUCGUUACAUGUGAUGUGUGUUAUGAAGAAUGUCCGCCAAAGGACUUUGUCGUGUUUUCCUCAUGUGGGCAUUUUCUGUGUAAAAAUUGUUUGAAGAGUCAGCUACUUGUCGCGAUCUCAUCAGGCAAGUUCAUGUUGUGUCCAUACGCAGAGUGUAAAGAGGAGAUAUUGCCGUGGGAAUUGGAGUCUGUUUGUGUCAGAGAGGAUAUCAUCAAGUACGAGAAACAACUUGCGGUGAUGAGUAUACAAAGCUCUGGAGACUAUAUAGUGUGCCCCUUUUGUAAUUACACCGGCAUUUUGGUCGACCCAAUAGUCCACAAAAAGUCGACGCCCAUUAUCUGUGCCAAUUGUGAGAAGACGUUUUGUUCCGUCUGUUUGUGUACCAACCACGUGGGGACGUGUUACGAUGUUUUGUCGUUAGACCGAUUUAAAUCGGAGAGUUAUUACACGGAACUCGUUGGUGAACUGUCGAUAAAAAAUAUGAAGAAGUGCCCAUUAUGCAAGUGCCCGGUGUUAAAGGCGUAUGGCUGUAACCACAUUAACUGCACGUGUGGGUGCGAGUUUUGUUAUAACUGUGGGAAGAGGAUCCAUGGGUAUGCCCACUUCAAUGAAAGUGGCACAAAGUGUGUGUUGUAUUCAGAAAAGACUUUGAUGGAAGACACCAUGAAAAGCACUGAUACAAGGGAGCUCGACAAGCUAAUGAAAGACCCAAAGAUGUUCCCAUACUUCUGUAACGAUUGUGAAACACUCUUUGGAGUCGAAGUCAAUUCUCUGGUCAUUCGGUGCCCCUUUUGUAAAAAGAUGAAGUGCAGGCACUGCGGCGAUGAAAACGUCAGUAAGGAACAUCUUUUGAGAGUCCUCCAAUUGCCGAAAUUCAAGGACAUGAAAAUCCCAGACUUCUUGUAA
Messenger RNA from Entamoeba invadens IP1, 1371 nucleotides. RefSeq names its product RING finger protein, putative. Gene Ontology annotation, molecular function: zinc ion binding. The record is from RefSeq and is a predicted model, not a curated record. NCBI's taxonomy places the organism in Eukaryota, Evosea, Mastigamoebida, Endamoebidae. The coding region runs from base 1 to 1371 and encodes 456 amino acids. The transcript has a single exon.